AUACAGAACGGAAUACGUGCAAACCGAAACUAAACAGUAGAGAACAGCAAAGACUGACCUCCCUCUAAAGGGUAACCUUAAUUCAUCAAUUUAUUCAUUAAUUUCUCUUUUUUUGUACACUUCACGAUGUUCAUUUGUGAGCGUGUUGUUGUAUAACAAACGCUCCUUUUAUGGAUGACGACUUUAUGGCGAAUAAGUUCGUCUCAUACAAACGCAAUACGCGUUAUAGUAAACGCAAAAAUGCUGAUGUAACAUGUUUAAUGUACACGGUCUUUGUAUUGUUCACUAUCCUACGAGAUCGUGUUUUCUUUGUGCAGUCCAAUGACGCAAUCACAUUUUCAGACUGCACCUUGCCUGUGUGUAAUCUUAUACGUAAUGCCUUCGUUUUACCUUUCUAGCUUAGGCAUCACUCAUAAUAUAUUUAAAUUAUCAAAUUUUUGUUUCUCGAAUUUCUAUUCUCAGGGUAUUUUUGAUUAAAGCAUGUAUUAAUGUCCAGUUUGAAGUAGGCCUGGGCGGUUUCUAUUUAGUGUGAUUUAUUAUAAUUAACCUAAAUUAACACAUUUCUAAUGCUUUUUCCCCUUUUAAGUGCUAUAAUGACAUACGCAAGUGACAGGCUUUAUAAUGAGGUGAUCAGGUGGAACUUGGGUCGUUAUACAGAAAUAGUCAAAGUCAGCGAGAUUUUGCUUUACUUGCCAUGCCUCACGCUCACUGAUAGGGAGGAGGUUGAAGCCAGAAACACUUCUACUGGCAACUCUGCUGCUGUGCAGAUGCUUUUGAGCAACCUGCGCAGACGAGAGAACUGGCCUGAGGAGUUCAUCGCUGCACUGCAGAGGUGUGAACACAGAACACUGGCUGAUCAGCUCAGUGAUGCUUAUAACAGGAUCAGGGGAAGGACGAAUAAUGCAGCUGCUGCACCUGCACAAGCUCCUGCUGCUGAUUCCACAGCUGCUGCUACAACAACAACAACGGUAACUACACCUACUGUCCCAGUGACCACUCCUCCCCAUCUGACUCCACCUUCAGUUAAUGCUCCAGCACAGACGACUGCUCCUUCAGACAUCGCAGCUCAAGUUCCACCACCACCUUCUGAUCUUCUGCAUGUAGAGCAAGUCCCCGCUCCAGACGCCUCUCCUGAACCUGCAUCUCAACCUCAAAUUCCACCUCCUGUUGUAGUUUCCUCCCAAACAUCUCUCCCUGUUGUCCCAACCUCCGAAGUGGCUUCAAGUAAAGUUUCAAACCAGGGUGGGGAAACUGAGAACGAAACAACCAUUUCUGACACCCCAGAUGGCCAAACCACCACCUCCUUAACUGAUGGCAAGGUUCUCUCCACCUCAAGUGCUCCAGCAUCCUCCUCAAGCGCCUCUCUUGACCCCACUACAAACUCCCACUCCAUCUCACAGAGCUCCCAGAACUCAGAGAAGGACCAGGUACCAUUAGUUGUUGAAGAGACCUCAGAGAAGCUCCCUGUCCAGGACACCAAUUCUCCUUUAAAUAUGGAACCAGAAGAAUGCUCUGACCCAACUGUAAAUGAGACUGUUCAGUGGACCAACACAGUUGGAAUGCCAAUCAAAGCCCAAACAACUGCCAUAAAAACACCUCAGGCAACACCUUCUUCCCCUGCUGAUGUAGUUACUCGCUGCCUCCCUUCUGUCAGCCAGGAAUAUUUCAGUAAACCUGGUGUUCUUCAUCCAGAUGAAGAAGAGCCGUGCUCGACAACUACAGAUGAUUUGGAGAUCAGCAGGACACCAGAGCCUUCAGCAGAACUUGGACAGUCCAGUAGUCUUGAGCACUCCAGCAAGCCUCACUCUUUCAUCAAUGAGAGCUCAGAUGCUUCCUCAUCUCAAAACCUGCCUCAAGAGGACCUCUUUGAAUCUCUAUGUGAAAGUGAAGCAGGAAUACUGACCAGCAUAAUUCACUUUGCUGAGGAAGGAUCUGCUGAAAAUUUAAAUGGUCAGCCACCAAACAUGCUUGGUAACAUAUUCAAUCCAUGUGGGGGUUCAGAAAAUCUGCAACAUAGCAAAGGAAUCUCUAAAGACCAACCUGUCCAAACUUAUGAAAACAGAGAAAGUGUGGUUUAUCUUCGUAAGCCAUCUGGCCGAGAUGCCAUCAGACCAUCAGACCAGGAGAGGUCAACAUCCAUUAACUACCAGGAGCAAGAAUCAAAUGCCACCAAGCAAGCAAGUAGUCCUAAAGUAGGCCCGAGAGAAGAGGGCCAGACAACAAGCCACAUAAAUAAACUCCACCUUACUGCUGCAGCAGCUGCUGUAGGCAUUGGCCUUUUUGUGGUCUGGAAAAUCAAGGAAAGUCUUAGUAGUUUGUGUUGUGGAAAUGAGAUGUGCCCAAUGGUUAUGAAGGUGUUGGAUGAGCGAGCAGGUGUGUCCACUCUGACCGCAACUGACGCGUCGUGUCAAACUCUCCCAGAUCCAACAUUUGGAGUCAUGGAGGAUAACUUUUCUAUUACUUUUUCCCUUCCAAGUGCUAAAAUGACAUACGCAAGUGACCGGCUUUAUAAUGAGGCGAUCAGGCGGAAUUUGGGAUAUUAUGCAACAAUAGUCAAAGUGAAAGAGAUUUUGCCUUAUUUGCCGUGCCUCACGCUCACUGAUAAGGAGGAGGUUGAAGCCAAAAAAGACUCUGCUGGGAACUAUGCUGCUGUGCAGAUGCUUUUGGACAACCUGCGCAGACGAGAGAACUGGCCUGAGGAGUUCAUCACUGCACUGCGGACCUGUGAACACAGAACACUGGCUGAUCAGCUCAGUGAUGCUUAUGACAGGAUCAGGGGAAGGACGAAUAAUGCAGCUGCUGCACCUGCACAAGCUCCUGCUGCUGAUUCCACAGCUGCUGCUACAACAACGGUAACCACAGUAACCAUUCAUAUUGUCCCAGUGACCACUCCUCCCCAUCUGACUCCACCUUCAGUUAAUGCUCCAGCACAGACGACUGCUCCUUCAGACAUCGCAGCUCAAGUUUCACCACCAGCUUCUGAUCUUCUGCAUGUAGAGCAAGUCCUUGCACCUGCCGCCUCUCCUGGACCUGCAUCUCAACCUCAAAUUCCUCCUCCUGUUGUACUCUCCUCCCAAACAUCUCUCCCUACUGUUGUCUCAGCCUCCAAUGUGACUUCAACUGUUCAGCAAAAUGAAGUCCGACCCCAGGUUGGGGCAACUGAAAACAAAACACCCAUUUCAGACAAACCAGAUGGCCAAACCACCACUUCCUUAACUGAUGGCAACCUUUUUUCCACCUUAAGUGUUCAAGCUUCCUCUUCAAGUGCCUCUCUAAGCCAAACUACAAACUCUUACUCCACCUCACAGAGUUCCCAGAACUCAGAGAAGGACCAUGUACCAUUAGCUGUUGAAGAGACCUCUGAGAAGCUUCCUGUCCAGGACACCAAUUCUCCUUUAAAUAUGGAACCAGAAGAAUGCUCUGACCCAACUGUAAAUGAGACUGUUCAGUGGACCAACACAGUUGGAAUACCAAUCAAAGCCCAAACAACUGCCAUAAUAACACCUCAGGCAACACUUUCUUCCCCUGCUGAUGUAGUUACUCGCUGCCUCCCUUCUGUCUGCCAGGAAUAUUUCAGUAAACCUGGUGUUCUUCAAGUUCCAAAUGAAGCAGUUGUCAUGCAAGAAGAGCCGUGCUCGACAACUACAAGUGAUUUGGAGAUCAGCAGACCAGAGCUUUCAGCAGAGCCUGUACAGUCUGUUAGUCUUGAGCACCCCAUCAAUCCUCUCUCUUCCAUCAGUGAAAGCUCAGAUGCUUCCAGCCUGAACCAGCCUGAAGAGGACCACUAUGAAUCUUCAUGGGAAAGUCAAAUGGGAACACGGCAACAUGAAUUACGUUGGUCAGAGGAACCAUCUGAUGAAAAUUUAAAUGGUCAGCCCCCAAGAAUGCUGAGUAACACAUUCAAUCCAUGUGGGGGUUCCUGAAAUCUGCAACAUAGCACAGGAAUCUCUGAAGACCAGCCAGCCCAGAGUUAUGAAAACAGAGAAAGUGUGGUUUAUCUUCGUAAGCCAUCUGGCCGAGAUGCCAUCAGACCAUCAGACAAAGAGAGGUCAACCACUAUUAACUACCAGGAGCAAGAAUCAAAUGCCACCAAGCAAGCAAGUAGUCCUAAAGUAGGCCCGAGAGAAGAGGGCCAGACAACAAGCCACAUAAAUAAACUCCACCUUACUGCUGCAGCAGCUGCUGUAGGCAUUGGCCUUUUUGUGGUCUGGAAAAUCAAGCACUAAUUCUGAAGUCUUAAAGUUAUUAAAAGUGCUGUCACACUCAUGUUUAACAAAACCAAGUUUCCAAGUUGCUUUUCUUCAGUAAAGUGGAUACUAACUGUUCCAAGCUCCAGAAAUGUACAGUACAAGUAGUCUUUUUUUGCACUGAAAACCAAGUCUUCUAAAGCCAUAUACAGCAGCUUUGUGUAAGGAUUGUAUUUGUGCAUACAUUUACACCUGUACGGCCCGACCAUUCACAUCCUUAAAAUCAAACUCUGAUCUUACCUCUUACCUGAUCCAAUUUGCUCCAUAUUAUGUUAUACAGUAAUCAGCUGUACAUUUAUGAAAGGUCACAUGAGUAUACAGGGCUCUUGCACUUUUAUGUAAAACUAAUUCUAAACACUCGCUCAAGAAAUACACAGAUCUACAGAGCUGCUCCUAUCACCACGUCUUUACAAAAGACUCAAAGUUUGCUCUGAAACACAUUUUAUUCCUUUUGAAUAUUUUAGUGAACUCUUUUUCCAUCAGUCCCACAUCCACUCUUUCUCCAAAUUCCUUUUAAGACUGUCCAACUGGAUAAAACAAUGCAUCUGCACAGGUGGCUGUAAAUAUGGAUUGAAAAUAACCAAGUGUCAUGUUUCUGGAGAAAAAAAAUCCUAUUUUUGUUUCAGUUAUCACAAAUGCAGCAACGAAGAAAGUGUUGAAUCCAUGUUGCUGUGUACCAAAAUUGCACUUUAGAUUUGAUUAUUGUAAUGUUUAAGUUCUAUUUUAUUCAUAAUGAAAACAGAGAAAAAAGUAUGAAUGACUCAGAGUUAUGUGUACUCUCUUUCAACUGAACAUUUAAUAUCUGUGUUUGGUAAUAUUUUAGCCUAAAUAGCACUUUUACAACUUUUGGUGUGAUGUGAAAUUCAGUAUGGCUGAAUAUGGUUUUAAAUAAACUGCAUGUGGUAAUGUUAUUACUGAUAUUUUAAGCGUUUUCUGGGAUUUUCUUUACUAUAUAUAAAUAAAUAUAUGAAUGCACAGUAGUCUCUGAAACAAUAUAUGUGACUAAACUGUUUCUUGUAUGUGUAAUUGUGUCCAUCUUGUUUUCGGUUAAUGAUUUUAAAAUAAAGUGGCCUUCUACGA
This is a messenger RNA of Triplophysa rosa, 5327 nucleotides long. It is a transcript of the gene mavs, whose product is annotated as mitochondrial antiviral signaling protein. Lineage: Eukaryota; Metazoa; Chordata; Actinopteri; Cypriniformes; Nemacheilidae. The transcript has 9 exons. The coding region runs from base 567 to 3923 and encodes 1118 amino acids. The record is from RefSeq and is a predicted model, not a curated record.